Molecule: messenger RNA, 630 nt
Organism: Dinoponera quadriceps
Lineage: Eukaryota; Metazoa; Arthropoda; Insecta; Hymenoptera; Formicidae
Product: cyanidin 3-O-glucoside 5-O-glucosyltransferase (acyl-glucose)-like
Exons: 3
Coding region: 75-497 (140 amino acids)
Biological process (GO): carbohydrate metabolic process
Molecular function (GO): beta-glucosidase activity
Source: RefSeq, a predicted model, not a curated record
AGCAGAUUCGCAAUUUGCGUGGUGCUUCAGAUUUCCUUGGGAUUAAUUAUUAUACGUACGAACAUGUAACAACAAUGACUGACAUCGAUAUUAAAGAUGUGGGUUUCGACUUCGACCCCGGGGUCAUAUUAACAGAAGAAACACAAUUGAGGGACGCACCAUUAAUGUUUGGGAAAGUAUUACAGCGUAUAAACGAGGAUUAUCAUCCCACGAUUUAUAUUACCGAAAAUGGUUUUUCUGAAUCCGCUUUAGAGGACAAAGCUAAGGUGACAUACCUGCGAGGGCAUCUCGCAGAAGUGUUAAAAGCCAUACAGAAUGGUGUCGAUAUUCGAGGUUACAUAUUGUGGUCGUUGAUGGAUAACUUCGAGCUACAAUUUGGUACACAAUUUCAAUUUGGUCUUUUCCACGUCGAUUUUAAUCACCCAAAUCUCACCAGGACUCCAAGAUUGUCGUCUAAAUUUAUAACUCGUGUUUAUAAAACCCGACGCCUGGAUUAACCCUAGAAUCCUACACAUGGAUCAUUCAUGCCUAUGUCAAAAAUUUCAAGUGUAAGUAUUAUUGGACUCUCGCUGGUAGGGGCUUCCGAUUCUGCGAAAAAAUGGAUAAAUAAAGAAAUAUUUUUUCGAAAUA